AUGUCACGGUCUUCUCAUAUUCAGUAUCAGGAACUGGGGGGAUGGUCAACACCUGCUCAGCCCAUCCCUCAGGAGGACCCGGUGCGGGGCAUAUGGAAAUUCCUUGCAGGUGUGUCGUCGCAUUUGGCCCUCAUAGGGUUUCUGGUGAUUUCUCUGGCUUUCGGAAGUCCAGAGAACCCUCCACAUGUCAACAAGACAGCCACAGUCGUGGUUUCAGCUGUCUUAAUCGGCAUCGCAUAUUCGUUAUCGUUUUGCCUGGUUCUUUUACAUAUUCAUGACCGAAUUUUCUUGAUACAUUCGGUAUUAAUGUAUGUUUUUUUUUUUUUUGGUCCUAGGAUGCGUCCUCUAUAUGCUAUCUGUUGUCCUACGCUGACCUCUUCCGGACCUUGCCUAAUAUCCAACCUAUUCGCAUUAUUCAAUGUCGUUCUUAAUAUCCUCUGUCGCAAUUUUCUACCAAUGGGCCUCCUGGAAACGUUGAGCAUGAGUUUCUCCGCCACAUUUGCAUUCCUUUACGCCCUGGGUGCGCUCUGGUUAUAUGCACGUGAUGUCAAUGAAGGCAUUCGAGUCGAGUCGAACGGUGCCACGAUUCUUCUGACGGACGAGGAGAUGCAGCGACAGCAGCUACAACGACUGCUAGAGCAGAACUCUCCACGGAAAGUCCUGAGCCCUAAGGCGAUGCAGAAGACGUUCCGUGUCAAUGUGCCUGCACGAUUAAAUUCAUUCAUGCCUCCGCCCCGCGAGGGGGGAUACUAUGGUUGA
This is a messenger RNA of Aspergillus ochraceoroseus IBT 24754, 759 nucleotides long. RefSeq lists its product as uncharacterized. Lineage: Eukaryota; Fungi; Ascomycota; Eurotiomycetes; Eurotiales; Aspergillaceae. Bases 1 to 759 code for a protein of 252 amino acids. The record is from RefSeq and is a predicted model, not a curated record. The transcript is spliced from 2 exons.